Messenger RNA from Lutzomyia longipalpis, 1141 nucleotides. RefSeq lists its product as uncharacterized. The transcript has 3 exons. The coding region runs from base 120 to 1118 and encodes 332 amino acids. NCBI's taxonomy places the organism in Eukaryota, Metazoa, Arthropoda, Insecta, Diptera, Psychodidae. The record is from RefSeq and is a predicted model, not a curated record.
GCUAGUUGAAACUGUCCCCAAACAAACCACAUUAGAUUUUUUGGUUAGAAUUACAUCUUUGAUUUUCUUUAUAAUUUCAACAUUAAAUUUUAGUUGAUUUAUAAACUACAGGACAGGAAAUGAAGAAGUCAGCUCAACUGAGUCAGGAGCAGCUGAAAAAAUCCAUUUCAGCUAAACAAAACAAGGUUAAAUUAAAGAAUGUUUUGGCCAAUCCAUGCCCGGUGUUUUGGCCUCUCUUAUCCACAAAUGCAUUAUCUUCAUUUAAAAGUAUCCUAAAGACCAUAAUUUCAAAAGAUUCCACAGGAAGUUCAAGGACUAUUGUAAAUCGGAACUUCAUAAUUUACGGCCUCACGUGUGUCCAUCGAAAUUUAAAAGCAGGAAAGGUUGAUUCAUUGAUCCUUUCAACGAGUAUUCAGCCAAAAUUCGUCGCACAGCAGAUUAUUCAGCAAGCCCUCAACAGGAAGAAAGAUCUUAAGGUUAUUUGCAUUGAUAACUUAGAGGACACCCUCCGGGAGGUUGGAAUUGCAUCCACAGCUGUGGGACUGAUUAAUCAAUCCACCACAAAUGCCUUCACACCUCUACACAAUUUUAUUUCGAAAGAAUUUCAGCUGUUUCCUAUUCCGGAUGGAUUUAUUCAGGAUGAGAAGCUCAUGAGUGAGGUAAAGGCUGAGAGGAAUAAGCCCAAAUCCCUUCUUGAUCCCAAUUUUGUUCCAUCAUCGCUGUAUCUGCAUAAAAAUGUGUACAACAGGAAUAGAGUCUUUGUACCAGAUAUCCAGAGCAAUGCUGCUGCAGAAGAUCAUCAAAAAAUCAAAUCUUCCGGAAAUAUUAAAAUCAUCAAGGAGGAGAGUAGCCAUGAGGACAGUAGUUCAUCCGAGGAAAUGGAUACUGUGGAAAGCGAUAAAAACACAGGAAAGAAAAUAUCAGCAGCUGUAGCCAACAGUCUCACGAAUCUUUCAAUUUCCUCCAAAGCAAUUCAAAAGACUAAGAAAAAGAAGGAUAGAAAGCGCGCAAAGAAGCUGCAAAAGAUGACUCCUUAUCUCCCAUUGGUAAUCAAUAGGAUCCAUCCGAAUCCCAAGAAGAAGAAGAGAGCCAAAAAAUCCAAGAAAAUUAGCAAAUAAAGAGAAUUUUAUUUUGAAGCAAA